Anthonomus grandis grandis is the source of this 1418-nucleotide messenger RNA. RefSeq lists its product as uncharacterized. Lineage: Eukaryota; Metazoa; Arthropoda; Insecta; Coleoptera; Curculionidae. The record is from RefSeq and is a predicted model, not a curated record. The transcript is spliced from 7 exons. The coding region runs from base 311 to 1168 and encodes 285 amino acids.
CACGCGUAGUAGCCUUGCUUGCUUGCAUGUCAAAUUAAAUUCUCCAUUCGAAUUUUGCAUAGAUAAAUUGUAUGCUCCUAUUGUCUCUUAUUUCGCGAUAGUUUACCGGCGAUAAUAGGCGACCUUACGCCUACACGUAAGCGCGUCUCUUAUCGACUUCUUAUAUCAUCACAACAAUUUAUACGAUUUUAUUUAUUAAUGAUGCCGGGCUUAACAUAAUGUUAGUUAAUUGGUUACGUCCGGAGAAAGUGUUCUUGGGCCUUUUACACGUAAGAAUUUAUACGCGGUAAGUGUAAGCGUCUUGCGGACAAUGCGAAACUACAGGUUGUUUUGUUUGUUGUUGUGUUUGUGGAAUACGAACGUGGGAUAUGGACAAAUCGGGUUCGAUGUGAGGAUACCCAGGGUGGCGGAUAUUUUAAAUAGGGUGUCAAAUACCACAUUUGAUAUAAUAAGAGGAGGAGUAAACUUCAUCGGUAGAGCCGUAGAUAGAGUAAUAACAACAUUCGGUCGAGUCGAAGACAGACUUCGGGCACUCUUAGAAGAAUUCAGAGGAAUCAUUCUCAGCGGAAUUCCAGAACUAAAUAUCCCGGUAUUGGAUCCAUUGCAUAUAAACAAAGUUGACUUCGAUAUCAACCAUGAAGCUGCAAGGUUAAAAGGGAAAGCAGAAAACCUGACGAUAAGACAUAUAUCAAAGUUUAAGGUUGAUAAGGAACGUUUCACUGACUUGGGACAGUUUAGGUUCAAAUUGGAUUUAAAUUUAACAUUUCCGCAAAUAGCAGUUACCGGCAAUUACAAGGUAAAUGGAAAAGUAGGAAGGUCUUUUAUAAUAUUCGGAGAGGGACCGUUUUGGUUAAAUUUAAUCAAUCUAAAACUUGGAACUUCUACGAUACUAAAAUUCACUUUACCGGCGAAACUUAGAGUGGAGAAAUUAACCAUUAAUAUAAAGCUUGGAGCAUUACAGAAUCAUCUGGAUAACUUGUUCAACGACGAUGAAGUCGGAGACAUAAUAAACAAGGUCAUUUCAAAGAUGGCGCCGGAAGCUUUGGAUAUCUUAUGGCCAGAGAUUAAGCCGUCAGUUGAGGAGCAAAUUAAGAGGUACAUCAACAGAAUCCUCGAGAACGCGACAAUAGUGAACUUCGCCAAGAGAUUGUUUAACGUUAUCGUAUAAACAAGAUGCUGUAAAUAUAGUUAUAAGUUCUUCACCUUGUAAAUAUGUACAAAACGUUAUAUGUGGCUUAUAUAAUAAAAGACAUAGAAUUAAUUUUUUUAAUAUUGAGGUCGAUUGCCAAAAUGCACUUUAUCAGUUUUCAUUCUAUUGAAUACAAAUUAGUGUUAUGAAAUUAUUGUUAAGUGGUGUAAUAGGACCUUUUAUAGAUAAAUGUUGAAAACAAUUUUUUUAUUAAAAAUUAUAAAUAAUA